CAAGUUAGCACAUAACUAGCAGUUAGCUGCUCUGCUAACUUAGCCUGCCGACCGUGAACAUCUGCUUACUUUAGUAGCCAGCUAAGACUUAUAAUGUCGCCGGUUUAGCUUUAAUUGUAUAAUUGAGAUGCCGGUUUGGUUUAAGAAAUUCUUCUUGUCGGAGUUUGAGCCCAAGUCACUAAAGACGAAAUUUACAUUCCGGUUGCAUUCUGUGGGACCAUAAUGGGCACAUAUUAGUGUCAUACCAAGGAUGUGGAUGGGAAUUUUCCUACUCAGCGCCAAGUUAUUUUUUGACAACUGCCGUCAAUUAUGUCAUUGCCAAAAGAGUCAGAAGGUCGGGGGAAGGAUCGCGAGAGGGGGGCUCGUCCCAAGGUGAGGCAGAGCCGAUCAGAGGAGAGACGAGACGCGGGUGGUGGCCGGAAAGGUGGAAAAGCCAAGAAAAAAGGCCUCGCUUCCCACGAACCAGCAGCCGAGCGGCCUGCCAGCGAUGGCUUUGAAUACGGUGAGCUGUUAAGUGACCUAGAGGCCAGAGACAAAUCCACUACUUCUCCCCUGAAGGAGAGCUGGAGGUUGCAGGAUUUGGAGAUCAGUGCUUCGUUGCUGGGACAGGAAAUGCUAAUGACCAAGCCCGGACUGGCAGCAGGUGGCUCAGUCAGCGACUUAUCUGCGCCAGGCGAAUUUGAUGGCAGAGGAAUGAGCAGCAGUCGCACUCUUCGGCAGAAAAUCCAAGAUGCAAUGGGGCAGUGUUUUCCAAUAAAGACACACAGUGCGGCAGCACCACCUUCACCUCCACAGGCUCUUUCAUCAACGGCCUGUGCCGCCUCAAGGCGAAAGAUCCAUCUCAGCGAGUUGAUGUUGGAUGACUGCCCUUUCCCUGCAGGAUCCGAUCUCGCUCAAAAGUGGUAUCUCAUUAAGCAGCACACGGCCCCCAUUACCCAGCCUCCCGUGCUCGACUGUGCAGUGGUGUGCAGCCCCCCAACAUUGGGCAUGGCCACAGUCGUAGAGGACGUCGAUGACAGAUUGCGAGAGCGCAGGCGCAUCAGCAUUGAGCAAGGUGUCGAGCCACCACCCAAUGCAGAGAUUCAUACAUUUGAGGUGACAGCCCAAAUUAACCCCCUCUACAAACAUGGCCCUAAACUGGCCCAUGGUAUGAAUGAAUUAACUGGGACUGACAGAGCUUCUGUUCAACAACAACAACAGCAGCAGCAGCAGCAACAGCAGCAGCAGCAACAGCAGCAGCUUCUUUUGCAGAGGCAGCAACAGCACCAGCUCUUGCUUCAGAGUUGUCUGGACACUCUGGAUGAGGUGGCGGCCUCUGCGUCGGCCUCCGUCCAUACUUGUGAUACAAUCUCCGACCCUUUGGUUGAUCCAGAGGUUACAGUGACCAACACGCCCGCCGCAACCAUUCUUCCUCAGACUGAACAUCACAAAUCUCACGACGGCUACCGCAUUCACACGCAGAUUGAUUACAUCCACUGUUUGGUUCCGGACCUGCUGCAGAUUACGACCCUCCCGUGUUACUGGGGCGUCAUGGACCGCUACGAGGCAGAGACGCUGCUGGAGGGGAAGCCAGAAGGGACCUUCCUCCUGCGUGACUCCGCCCAGGAGGACUACCUCUUCUCCGUCAGCUUCCGCCGCUACGGCCGCUCGCUCCAUGCGCGCAUCGAACAGUGGAACCACAACUUCAGCUUCGACGUGCACGACCCCAGCGUCUUCCACGCGCCCACAGUCACCGGGUUGCUUGAGCAUUACAAGGACCCCAACUCCUGCAUGUUUUUCGAGCCGCUGCUCUCCAAUCCAAUACACCGCACGCAACCCUUCAGCCUGCAGCACAUCUGCCGAGCGGUCAUAAGCAGCUGCACCACCUACGAUGGCAUUAACAUGCUUCCAAUCCCAAAUGCAUUGAAAAAGCAUCUGAAAGAAUACCACUACAAGCAGCGAGUACGUGUACGGCGAAUGGAUACUUGGUGGGAAUGAAGAACAGCAAAGCAAAAGAAUAUUGAUUUAAAAAAAAAAAAACAUACUAAAUUCAUUUUUAUUGCAGGAGUCCUCUGAACUGAAGAACUUGUGUUCUUUACGCCGUAUUAACCCACACUGUACUUAUUUAUUUUUAUUCCUGCUGUACCUGUCUUAACAAUCCUAUUAAAUUACACUGAUACAAUAUGUAACCCUACUGAUCUUCCACACUCCCAAGUUCUGCGCUCAGAUUAAACCUGUUUUGACCUUC
This is a messenger RNA of Betta splendens (Siamese fighting fish), 2227 nucleotides long. It is a transcript of the gene socs9, whose product is annotated as suppressor of cytokine signaling 9. Gene Ontology annotation, biological process: intracellular signal transduction; phosphatidylinositol phosphate biosynthetic process. Bases 310 to 1977 code for a protein of 555 amino acids. Gene Ontology annotation, molecular function: 1-phosphatidylinositol-3-kinase regulator activity. Gene Ontology annotation, cellular component: phosphatidylinositol 3-kinase complex. NCBI's taxonomy places the organism in Eukaryota, Metazoa, Chordata, Actinopteri, Anabantiformes, Osphronemidae. The record is from RefSeq and is a predicted model, not a curated record. The transcript has 2 exons.